AUGAAGGCCAUUCUCAGCAACCAGACUGUCAACAUUCUAGAAAAUGUUGGUGUCAUGCUGAAGGGAGACACAAUUAUUGUGAAGGGCCACAGAAGAACAUUGCAGGGGGACUUCAAUCGCAUCAAUGUAGAGCUCAUUCUCCUUGGAAAGAAAAAGAAGAGGCUUCAAGUUGGGAAACGGAGAGUGGGUCUCUGGUUGAUCCAAAAUUUCUUUGGUGAAGAAUACAUCUGCGGGGUUCGGAUGAGGCCAGGUGUUACUUGUUCAGUAUCUCAAACCCAGAAAGAUGAAUUAAUUCUUGAAAGAAAUGACAUUGAACUUGUAUCAAAUUUAGCUGCUUUGAUUCAGCAAGACAAAACAGUUAAAAAGAGGGAAAUCAGAAAAAUUUUGGAUGACAUCUAUGUUUCUGGAAAAGGAACAGUUUAG
Choloepus didactylus (southern two-toed sloth) is the source of this 423-nucleotide messenger RNA. Its product is annotated as 60S ribosomal protein L9-like. Gene Ontology annotation, cellular component: ribosome; cytosolic large ribosomal subunit. The record is from RefSeq and is a predicted model, not a curated record. Gene Ontology annotation, molecular function: structural constituent of ribosome; rRNA binding. Gene Ontology annotation, biological process: cytoplasmic translation. NCBI's taxonomy places the organism in Eukaryota, Metazoa, Chordata, Mammalia, Pilosa, Megalonychidae. The transcript is spliced from 2 exons. Bases 1 to 423 code for a protein of 140 amino acids.